Molecule: messenger RNA, 3948 nt
Organism: Penicillium coprophilum
Lineage: Eukaryota; Fungi; Ascomycota; Eurotiomycetes; Eurotiales; Aspergillaceae
Product: inositol polyphosphate kinase KCS1
Exons: 2
Coding region: 1-3948 (1315 amino acids)
Biological process (GO): phosphatidylinositol phosphate biosynthetic process; inositol phosphate biosynthetic process
Cellular component (GO): cytoplasm; nucleus
Molecular function (GO): inositol hexakisphosphate kinase activity
Source: RefSeq, a predicted model, not a curated record
AUGUCAAACUCGCCGUCCGUUCCCGAAGAUACCUUGCCUAACCCCCUGGUGACACCUGCUACACCUGCCCAACAUGAUUGCUCGAAAGAUACCGUCGGGACCCCACGUCACUUGCGGCAGGAUCAUCUGUCUCAGGGACCUAGGGAGGUAUCAUCACCAUCGCGCGCUGAAUCUCCCACCGCCCAUUCCUGGGCUUUACCCGUCUCCCGACUACCUCUAAAAAGAACCGCCACCACACCUCCAGAGAAUACCGCGCAGCCCGAUAUUGUUUAUAGGCCGCAGCUGUCAGAACGUGACAGCAUUUUUGCUACUCAUUACCUUCCCUCAGAUAGCGCCGCAACUACCCCACGAUUACCCCCCGAAAAGGCCUUGGGCAAUGAACGCCAGGUCAACUUGAUCCCUAGCCUCGAUGAUGCAUCCGUGUCUCCAAGUGCAUUCUCCAAGGUCUCUCCCCACCGUUUGAACGUCGACCCUUCCCACAUGGAAGUUGACGUCCACAGAAACUCUCCAUUGCGUUCCUCUGCUCUAUUUCCUCCCACCGAUAUCCCCCGUUUGUCUCUCCUGCGCACAUCGACCUCGCCGACUGAUCACAAGAACACGGAGGUUGAGACGGGCGUGCAGGCUCAUUUAGGCGGAUCUCAACGGUACAAGGUGCCAUUGGAUAACACAGGUACGAAGACCAGUCGGUUUCAAGGCACUUUACCUGAGCGGAAUGUUUUCCCGUCCACUCUAGAUGAUGUCUCUCGUACCUCUCACUCUUUGACUAUCUUGUCCUCCGGCCACGGCUCUCAUGUCGGCCAGGAUCUCUUAUCCUACAGCCCUACAGAAGAAACCCCACAAACUCCUGGUGCACCAGAACGAAGCCCCAGUAGAGGUCGUCGUGGCCGGGUUGACAGCUCAAUUGAAGCCAAUUUACCCAAUGCGGAGCCGGCUUCUAAUGUGCGCAGCCGUAAGUCCAGCCACUAUCUGGGUCUUUUCAAAGAAAACACAACCACUACUUCGCCGGAUCGCAAACGACGGGAGGAUCGCGACCGACCGCAAGAUGAGACGGAGUCGAGGGAUAACAUCAUGGAUUAUGAUCAAGAAACACAUCACCCAGAGCAGGAACCUUCGCCGCGUAAAAGCAUAUCACCCUCCGCACUUGAAGAUGCUCCCUCUUUCCAACAUCCUCCGGCUGAGUUCUCUCAGGCCAUACCAGAUGACGUGCCCUCUAAGCGCCGACCUACAGCAUUGCCGCGCAGCUUGCUGGAGGAGAUUAGAAAUUUCCAUCUGACGCCUGGCGGCAGCCAUGGGUCUUCUUUCUCUCAAAGCAUUCCAACCCAAUAUUCAGAGCGCACCCGUGAUUAUUUCCAGAAGGAUAUUAACGAUGAGGUAUCCCCGGCUAACUCUUUCGAGGAGGAGGAGGGUCGUGAAUCAACGCAAUUUGCGGUUGAGGAGGAGGAAAAUGAGCAGAUUUCUUCUGCGCUUUACUUCCCCCACGAGCGCACAGUGCCUGAUGGAGUUGAUGCGCUGCAACAAUUCCCCGAUGGCACUCAUGCUGUACAGCCGGGUCAGCUGCCGGCUGCGGAGAAAGGCCAUGAGCUGAUGUUAGUACCAGAGCGUAGCGAUUCUCCCGAAAAGGAAAUCAGCCAUGUGGAUAUAUCCUUUCGAUCUAAGAAUGAAAGUAAGAUCCUUCGUGGGGAUAUCCAUUCCCCACGAGAGAAUCUGCCAGACAAGCCUUUGAGUACCAUCUCUGAAUGCAGCUAUGAUCAAACAUACGAUUCUGAAGCCGAACCGUCAGCAGAUGAAAGUAUACAAUCUGCUAAUGACCUGACUGACGAGGCCGCAACCCCGACUGCCACACCGACUCAGCCAUCGCGGCUUCUUUCUCGCCCCAAAGCCCCGCCCCCGGGCCCUCUCGGUGCUGUGGAAUUGAAGCCCUAUCGGCAUCAGGUUGGCGGCCACACAACUGUUUUCCGAUUUUCCAGACGCGCUGUCUGCAAGCAGCUGAAUAAUCGAGAGAAUGAGUUCUACGAACGCAUUGAACUGAGGCACCCCGAUAUGCUGGUGUUUCUUCCAAAAUACAUCGGGGUAUUGAAUGUCACGUUCUCAAAGACAUCCAAACGAAAGGAUCAGGUUGAUUCUGCCGAUGGAGUAGUUCAACAGGUGACACCUGCCAAUGGAACUUCAGCCCUCAGCUCUCAGCUUCUCGAGGCAGCAGAGUCACAAGAACCACAGGAGCCACAGCGAGUUGUUAGCCAGUCCCAAGUCACAGGGGUCAUCCCCAAGGUCAUUCUUGAGAACAAUCGCCACAUCAUCCCCGCCGAUCUUUUUACCCGCCAACAGCGACCCCGUACAGCAGAUGACUCAGUCAACCGUGCAAGAUCCAUUGACGGCCUCGAGGGUAUGUCAGUGGAAUCUGAUCCGUCGGCUCUGAGCAAGCGGGCUAAGAUCUGGGGCGCCACGACCGUCAAUCUCAAGCUUCAAGAGCAGGUUCUCCGCGAGGUAUUCAGCCCUCCUGCAAUCCACCAUCACCGACGUCAUGCUCGUGGUCAUGUCCAUCUGCCAAGGGCCAACUCUGACAUGCCCGCAACUAUACGUCGCCGAGAGAACCUAUCAGAAGACCACACAGCCAGCAGUCGACGACCAGCUCCCGGCCCAAUUGAAGCUCUGAAGACAGAAGCAAUUGACAUAAGGGUGCCCCCUAAUGAAGGCCCUGCUCUUUCGUCGUCGGCCUCGACUGCCCUAGACGCCAAUCAGAACCGACUAGAGAAGAUUCGGACCGAAGAGGAUCCCAACCGAGCAAGCUCGCUCUCCCGGGCUUCUCACACAAGACGGCGGCAUUCCGGGAGUGGUCUCCAGAGACGUGGCAGCAUGGAUUCUCGCAACAAUGGAGAACUCCUGUUCUUUGAUGACGAAGAUUAUGCCGGUGACAAGGAGGAUGAAAUUUUCUCGAUGGAAGCCGAUGCUUCGAUGUCGACUUCUUCCACCGCGAAAAGGUCAGCUUCACCAGUGUCAGAAAACAACUUUUCCAAUGGUUUCCCUGCAACCGAAGCUUUCACUUCUAGUAUAACUACUGAUCCAAAUCGCUUCAAACCAAAAGAGCCUCUCGACGCGGUUUUACCCAGCAAUCCUAAAGAGGCGCAGCUGAGAAAGGACGAAAGAGUGCAGUUCUUCCUCCUCCUUGAGGAUCUGACAGCAGGAAUGAAUAAACCAUGCGUGUUGGAUUUGAAGAUGGGCACCCGACAGUAUGGCAUCGAGGCGAAUGAGAAGAAGAAAAAGUCCCAGCGACGUAAAUGUCAGUCCACUACCUCACAGCAGCUGGGCGUGCGGCUCUGUGGCAUGCAGACCUGGAAUGUCAAGAAACAGGAGUACAUCUUUGAAGACAAGUAUUUUGGACGAGAUUUAAAGUCCGGUCGUGAGUUUCAGGAUGCGCUCACUCGGUUCCUUUACGACGGCGUUAGCUAUGUCAGUGUCGCCAAAAAGAUCCCUGUCAUUCUGGAAAAAUUAGCUUUGUUAGAGCACAUGAUUCGACAGCUGAAUAGCUACCGACUGUAUGCUAGCAGUCUCUUGAUCCUUUAUGACGGAGAACCCCAAGCACCUCAGCAAGAACCGCCUCGUGCUGGCGAUAAACGGGGAACCUCCAAUGACGGUCAGAGCAGACUGAAUGUUCAACUGAAGAUUGUCGACUUUGCCAAUUGCGUCACUGGCGAGGACAAACUUCCUCCAGAUACGCCAUGUCCACCCCACACUCCACACGACAUUGAUCGUGGAUAUCUGCGUGGCCUUCGUACACUCCGAAUGUAUUUCCAGCGGAUCAUGAAAGAGGUGACUCUGGACGAAUACGUGGAACGAGGUGAGGGUGAAGCCAUCGCGUUGGGCUCUCAACCUGCGGCUCGUGAGAGAUCUUCUGCUCAGUAUUGGGAUGAGACCAUGAUGGAAACCGACGCGGGUGAAGUUAGUUUCUAG